Molecule: messenger RNA, 782 nt
Organism: Lucilia cuprina (Australian sheep blowfly)
Lineage: Eukaryota; Metazoa; Arthropoda; Insecta; Diptera; Calliphoridae
Product: PRA1 family protein 3
Exons: 2
Coding region: 181-759 (192 amino acids)
Cellular component (GO): membrane
Source: RefSeq, a predicted model, not a curated record
GCACAAAUUUUUAAAUUAAUCUAGUGUGCGGCGUCAGAUUGUGAAUCAUUCGUAUAAUACGUGAACUAGAAAUUGCAAGAAUUGUGUUUUGUUCGUAAAUUUUAUAAUAAGAAAUCAGUUUUUAAAAAACUUCUUACAUAUUAUUUCGCAUUCAGACUAAGUUAUAUCGAAAAGGCUACAAUGACUACUGAUUCAUCGGAUGUUAUACAAAACUUAGAGAUACCUCCAUUGCGUACCUUAAAUGACUUUAUUUUAGGCUCCGCUCGUUUCCAGCUGCCUAAUCUUAAGGAUUACGACAAAUGGGGAAAUCGCGUGGUUAAAAAUCUACUUUAUUAUCAGACAAAUUAUUUUUUAAUAUUUUUCUCUGUGUACGCACUGAUGAUGAUAUUUAAUCCGCUCAAAAUUAUAUGCGGCCUUUUGGUUCAAGCCAUUGUCAUCGCUAUAAUUUUGCACCUCUUCAGUGGUAAAAUAUGGCUUGUUGGAGUACAACUACGCAACGCCAUCAAUCCAAAUCAAAAAUGGUAUUUCCUAGCCGGCGCGCUUUUAAUCGGGUAUAUGUUGCUUCAUUGGAUUGAUGCAGUUUUGCUAACAAGUUUCACGUUACUUCUACCAUUUUCUUUGACAUUUGUACAUGCAUCGUUGCGUUUACGAAAUUUGAAAAAUAAAGUCACUAACACAAUGGUGACUUUAAAUCCAUCAACUCCAAUGGGUAUCAUCUUAGAUGCUUUUAAUAUCGCUGCAGAUAAUAUUCUUAAUUAAUUUAUAAAAAAUGACUAACAAAC